Molecule: messenger RNA, 1010 nt
Organism: Phalaenopsis equestris
Lineage: Eukaryota; Viridiplantae; Streptophyta; Magnoliopsida; Asparagales; Orchidaceae
Exons: 6
Coding region: 287-748 (153 amino acids)
Source: RefSeq, a predicted model, not a curated record
CGCGGUCUACUUUUGGGUGCAGUCAGACGUGGACGGCAUGCGAAGAACCACGGCUUUGCAAGGGCUUCGGCGACCAACUCCAUCGAUCAAAAUGGCGAAAAGAUAAAAAAUCUGUAGCGAAUCCAGCUGUUCCUCGACUCCACUAAACGGCGAAGCUAAGUGGCCACGGAAGAUUCUGCUACUUGGUCACUGGUUUGGAGUUUGAAAACCAACGGUUUCUUCAUAUCGGUGGUGUUUUGGUCAUUGUAAAUGCAAUAGGCAUACUGGGGACAUGUUCUCUUAAUUUAUGGGUUCUUGUCUAGGAGGUCUUGCCAAAUCUCGUUCGUUAACCGGUAGAACAUUAAAUACACCUCAAAGGAGGAGCAGAAACAGAAUUCCAGGACGGAAGAGAAGGCAAUGGUCAUCGAGUCCUGAAACUAUGGCAAACAGUGUUCGCAUAGCUAAUUCUCUUGAAACACACAUGCCCCCUAGCCCUAUUCCAAAUGAUUCUAACAAGUUGACAGCAGAAAAUGGGAGCAGUGGUUCGUUCAUUAACCAUGCUGCAAUAGCUUGGGUGGGGGAAAGAAGAGCAUGGAUAGGAGAUGAAACGAGAGUAUUGUGUCGAGCUCGAAGGGAUCCGGUUAUAAGUUGGUGCACAACAUAUGAAGAGUUGCUCUCUACAAAGAGACCAUUCCCGCAACCAAUCCCAUUAUCAGAGAUGGUAGAUUUCUUGGUAGAUAUUUGGCAAGAGGAAGGACUGUAUGACUAAAAGGAAAAAAAUCGAUCUGGAGCAUCAUCUUUUUUAAUCAGAGCUCUGCUUUCCUGAAAGGUUGGUUCUCAUUUUCCCUCCUUAACAGCUGAAAAAUGCUUUUAUAGUAUUAUAUUUUCAGAUAGAUUGAAAAACCUAUGUAGAAUGUAGAAAGCAAAAUGCAGCUGACCUGCAAUAAUCCAUAAUCUUGCCUUUUGUAAUUUGUGUUUAUAAGUGGUGAUUAAGGUGUAAAAAAUAUAGUACUUUUUUGUAAUGCGGCAUU